Caenorhabditis remanei is the source of this 267-nucleotide messenger RNA. RefSeq lists its product as uncharacterized. The record is from RefSeq and is a predicted model, not a curated record. The coding region runs from base 1 to 267 and encodes 88 amino acids. The transcript is spliced from 2 exons. NCBI's taxonomy places the organism in Eukaryota, Metazoa, Nematoda, Chromadorea, Rhabditida, Rhabditidae.
AUGGCCGUUUGCAUCAACAUGGAUAUCGUCAAGGCAAUCUACAUCCUCAUUCUUAUUGUUUGGAGCGGAUUUCUUUUUGUUCUUCUUUGCACUCUCAUCCGCGAAUGGUUCUUCCCAGAGCCAAAACAUCUCCAAAAGAUUGAAGAGGAGAAGGACUACGUUCCACCUCCCAAAUACGUCUCUCUCGACGUUGCCGACCUCGAAAAAACGCAUGGAUUGGAGAUCUACCAAGAAACAUCUGACACUCUUCCUCUUCUCCCAAUUUGA